AUGCCCUACUACGGCGUCGACUUCCCCGGCGGCGCCAGACCCACUGGAAGGUUCAGCAACGGCUACAACGUCGCCGACUUGGUUGCGAAGGCUAUGGGGUUCAAGAGGAGCCCGCCGGCGUACCUGUCGCUCUCGCGGCGCUCCAGCCGACGCCAUCGUCUCGUCGCCAGGGGCAUCGGCCGACUGAACUAUGCUUCUGGAGAAGCUGGGAUUCUCGACUCCACUCCGAUCGAGUAG
This is a messenger RNA of Miscanthus lutarioriparius, 237 nucleotides long. The record is from the annotation of a GenBank genome assembly. NCBI's taxonomy places the organism in Eukaryota, Viridiplantae, Streptophyta, Magnoliopsida, Poales, Poaceae.